AUGCUUGAGAAAACGGUUGAGGAACACAAGAAACAAAUAGAGUAGUUGGACAGAUUUUGGAAUGAUAAGUAUAGAUAGUUAAGUGAAUAAGGUGGAUAGGACUAAUAGAGGAUGACAUAACAGUAUUUGACUAUUAUUGCUGAGAAUGAGCGAAAGUUCUAGAAUUUGUUCAAGAAUCAAGAAUAAUCAUAUUUGUCUUAAUUGGAAGCUUAAGAAUAGCAUUUUGAAAUGCAAAUUAAUCAACUGUCGAAUCAAUUGAGAGUAGGUGAGUGGAGAAAAGGAAUCCUUACAUACGCAAUUGGUUACUGCUUAGGCUUAAUUGAGAGAUUUCGAUUAGAGAGUGAGGGAAUUGCAUUACCAUGGGUAGACGAAAUCAGAGCAGGCUUAUUUGUAGAUAAAUGGGUUGCAAAGUAGUAAGGAAGAGUUGUUUGCAUUCAUAAAGGAGAAACAGAUUGA
Molecule: messenger RNA, 456 nt
Organism: Paramecium tetraurelia
Lineage: Eukaryota; Ciliophora; Oligohymenophorea; Peniculida; Parameciidae
Exons: 2
Source: RefSeq, a predicted model, not a curated record